This is a messenger RNA of Penicillium paradoxum, 933 nucleotides long. RefSeq names its product polysaccharide deacetylase family protein. Gene Ontology annotation, molecular function: hydrolase activity, acting on carbon-nitrogen (but not peptide) bonds. NCBI's taxonomy places the organism in Eukaryota, Fungi, Ascomycota, Eurotiomycetes, Eurotiales, Aspergillaceae. The transcript is spliced from 4 exons. Bases 1 to 933 code for a protein of 310 amino acids. Gene Ontology annotation, biological process: carbohydrate metabolic process. The record is from RefSeq and is a predicted model, not a curated record.
AUGGGCAAAAAGCGAGUUCUUGUUGGCUACGGCGUUGACAUUGACGCAGUAGCCGGCUGGCUGGGAUUAUACGGGGGGGAAGACAGCGUGAGCGACAUCAGUCGAGGUCUAUGGGCCGGCCACAUCGGCACCCCCCGCGUACUCAAAUUGUUCGACAAGUACAACAUCAAAGCAACCUGGUUCAUCCCAGGCCACAGUCUAGGAACCUUCCCGGAAGAAUGCGCCAUGGUUCGCGACGCCGGACACGAGAUCGGUCUACACGGGUACUCUCACGAGAACCCCUCCAGUCUAUCCGGGGAACAACAGCGUGAUAUCCUGGAUAAAACAUACAAGAUGCUGACUGAUUUCUGUGGCAAGCCGCCGCGAGGAAUCGUCGCGCCGUGGUGGGAGGCCAGUGCAGAGAUGGUGGAUUUGUUGCUUGCAUAUGGGAUCGAGUAUGAUCAUUCCAUGUCGCAUGAGGAUUGUCAGAUGUAUUGGCUGCGGACGGGGGAUACGUGGUCGAAGAUUGAUUACACGCAGAAAGCGGAGACGUGGAUGAAGCCGCUUGUAAAAGGGAAUAUGACGGGACUGGUGGAGAUUCCUGGGAGUUGGUAUAUUGAUGAUUUGCCGCCGAUGAUGUUCAUCAAGAAUUCGGCGAAUAGUCAUGGGUGGGUGAAUCCGCGGGAUGUGGAGGAUAUUUGGAAGGAUCACUUUGAUUAUUUCUAUCGGGAAUAUGAUGAGUUUGUCUUCCCUAUGACUAUUCAUCCGGAUGUUUCUGGUCGGCCUCACGUCUUACUUAUGCAUGAAAGAAUCAUCGAGUAUAUCAAUAGCCACGAGGGAGUCGAGUGGGUUACAUUCGAACAAAUGGCCGACGAAUUCAAAAGUAAGAAUCAGCCACCCGCAGGGGCAAUAAUGCCGGCUGCUCCAGGGGCAGCUACAAAGACUGAAGGCUGA